CUUUUCUACCCGAAACUGACACCGCCCAGCAGCGCCGCUUUCGACAACGCCCGGCCAACGCCAAGCUAUUAAUAUACGAGUCAAGGGGAGAGGAUGGGGCCAUGCCGCGGUGACGGCACAUCCGCCUGGGUUACCUUCUCCGAGGAACUUUUUUAGUGCUUCCAUGCACGCACUCACUCACUGUUGGAAGCGCACUCGGCUGACGUUUAGCGCUUGGAGGCGAAUCGGCCACCACCACCACUGCCACCAACUCAUGCGCUUGCUUGGUGCCGCGGGACACACGCGCCAUCGUCAUCGCAUUACUCUUUCCUAAGGGUCCGUCGCCAUGGCCGGCUCCGUGAAGAAGUACGCCGGCAGGAGAUCGAUGGAUGGCUUAGAGUCUUGUCGGUUCAACUCUUCCCCCUUAGCGGUGCCGCUGAUCAAGACGUCGGAGGCCUAUCAUGAUGCCCUGCUCAAGCCCGACGGGCCCAACAGGUCCGUGUUCGGAUCAUCUGCCGUCCCUGAGAUUCUGUAUUUGUGGCGCACAUGGACAUUCUAUGGACUAUGGAGACUCAUCUCUACAUCGUACACCACCUCCACCUCCUCCUCCUCCUCCUCCUCCUCCUCCUCCCCCAGCCCAACAACCCAAUAACCUUGAUGUUUAUUUUUGUUUCUUCUUCGGCGCCCCAGAAACCCUGAAUCGGACCGGCUGCGAUCGGCAUGGCGUUGUCUCUCUGGCCGGGAAGGUUGGGAAAGAGUCCAAAUGGUUGUCCCCCCGUCUUUUCUAGAAGUGGCAUGUUAACAUGUUCUGGACUCUCUCGUCUGGACAGCUAACAUCAUUGUUUUGCGACCGACCACCGUCCUCGAUGGCACCCAGGAGGCAACAACCCGACCUUGAGAGCACCUUGUGACGAUCUUGGGGGGUUUGCGGGUCACCUAAAUUCGCGCACCAGACGAUGAUCCCGCGGAGUGGAGGCACCGCUCGACCGAGAACCCAGCGUGCAUCCAAGGCAGGCGGAUGCCGAGAUAGGGAUAGACACUGGAUGGGAGUCGAGAUCCACGUGUGCGCAUUCAUCCAACACGCCGGAUGGACCCAGUCAGGUUCGUAAGAUAUACAUAGUAGAUGGGCCUUGACUGAGUCAACCAGCC
Colletotrichum destructivum is the source of this 1128-nucleotide messenger RNA. RefSeq lists its product as uncharacterized. The coding region runs from base 441 to 767 and encodes 108 amino acids. The record is from RefSeq and is a predicted model, not a curated record. Lineage: Eukaryota; Fungi; Ascomycota; Sordariomycetes; Glomerellales; Glomerellaceae. The transcript has a single exon.